Molecule: messenger RNA, 2982 nt
Organism: Cladophialophora psammophila CBS 110553
Lineage: Eukaryota; Fungi; Ascomycota; Eurotiomycetes; Chaetothyriales; Herpotrichiellaceae
Exons: 2
Coding region: 1-2982 (993 amino acids)
Biological process (GO): COPII-coated vesicle cargo loading; intracellular protein transport; endoplasmic reticulum to Golgi vesicle-mediated transport
Cellular component (GO): COPII vesicle coat; endoplasmic reticulum exit site
Molecular function (GO): zinc ion binding; SNARE binding
Source: RefSeq, a predicted model, not a curated record
AUGGCAAGCUACGGUUCGCAAUAUGGCAGUGGCCACGGUCAGCCAUAUCACAUGAAUCAAGAUCCCAGAUAUACAGUUCCUCAAACCCAACAAUAUCCUCCGAGUUUCCAACCAUCGGUCAGCCCACAGCCAGGGUACCCUCAAUAUGGUGCAGAUCCGAACGCCCAGCACGUUUUGGCCAAUGCACAGCAGGUGCCCUACCCUGGACAGGCUGCAGGAUAUAUACCUCAACAGCAAGAUGCCACGAAUGGCCUAACGGCACAAAUGGGAGGACUAGACAUGGCGGCCGCGCCCACAAGGUCUCAUCGAAAGAAGGAGAGACAUGCCUAUCAUGACAUAGGCUCAGCACCGGCCACGGCACCCGUGAGCUCCGCAGCACCUGCAGGGUCGUUUGGAGUACCGCAAAUUUUAGGUGUAGGGUCACAAGGAGGGCCAGGGGCAGUACCGACGCAAUCAGCGGAGAAUGUGUUUGUCAACCCAACCGACAAAUUGCGCAUGGGCGAGGAGGCUGUGGCCACACAAGGCCGAGUCAACCCAGAGCAAAUUCCAAGCGUGGCAAGAUCAAGAGACGCUGCGACCCAAUACUAUCAGAUCAAUGUCUAUCCAACCAUGGAAAAGCAUCUUCCACCUCCAGCGGCUAUCCCCUUCGUGGCCCACGAUCAAGGAAAUUCGUCGCCUAAGUUUGCGCGGUUGACGGUCAACAACAUACCUGCCACAGCCGAAGCUCUUGCAUCGACUGGGCUGCCCCUAGGUCUCGUCUUGCAGCCAUUUGCGCCUCUUCAAGAAGGAGAACAGCCCAUCCCUGUCCUAGAUUUUGACGAGCUUGGCCCUCCUCGAUGUCGGAGAUGCAGGACAUACGUCAAUCCUUUCAUGACCUUCAGGUCUGGUGGCAAUAAGCUAGUGUGCAAUAUGUGCAGCUUCCCCAACGAUGUUGCGCCCGAAUACUUUGCCCCUACGGACGCUGCUGGUGUCAGAGUUGACCGGCUACAGCGGCCAGAGCUGAUGAUGGGUACUGUCGAGUUCUUAGUGCCAAAGGAGUACUAUACGAAGGAACCUCUUCCUAUGCGGUGGUUAUUCAUGAUUGACAUCACCCAAGAAGCUAUCAACAAAGGAUUUCUCGGCGCCGUCUGUCAGGGCAUUCUAGACGCACUCUAUGGACCCGAGAGUGAAAGGUCUUCAGAGGAAGAUGCAGCAUUUGCCGGACUGCCGGCAGGGACUAAGAUUGGCAUUGUCACGUACGACAAGGAAGUUCAAUUCUACAACCUUGCGCCUGGUCUAGACACUGCUCAGAUGAUGGUGGUGACAGAUCUCGAAGAUCCUUUCGUGCCUUUGGCGGAUGGAUUGUUUGUCGAUCCACAAGCAUCCAGGGAUGUGGUUACAGCCCUUCUCAAAGCUAUCCCUACUAUGUUUUCCACAAUCAAGCACCCUGAGCCGGCCUUGCUGCCCGCUCUCAAUGCCGCACUCGCUGCACUGACUGCCACGGGCGGCAAAAUUAUAUGCUCCUUAUCAACUUUACCCACUUGGGGACCCGGGAGGCUGUAUCUGAGAGACGACGGCAAGGGCCGGGACACAGAUGCUGAACGCCGUCUCUUUACUACCGAGCACCCCGGCUGGAAGAAGACCGCUGGAGCGAUGGUGACCGCAGGUAUCGGAGUGGAUUUUUUCCUCGCCGCCGCUGGGGGAGGGUAUAUGGACAUUGCGACAAUAGGACACAUGUCGCGAUUGACUGGUGGUGAGAUGUUCUUCUAUCCCAAUUUCAUUGCUCCCCGAGAUUCGCUCAAGCUGCGUCUUGAAAUCGAGCACACGUUACGACGAGAGACAGGUUAUCAGGCGUUGAUGAAGGUGCGGUGCUCGAAUGGUUUGCAGGUCGCUUCUUACUAUGGCUCAUUCCUCCAACAUACCUUUGGAGCAGAUCUUGAGAUCGGGACCGUCGAUGCCGACAAAGCCAUUGGUGUCACCUUCACUUACGAUGGUAAACUUGAUGCCAAGCUGGAUGCCCAUUUUCAGGCAGCUCUACUUUACACUUCUACAACCGGUCAGAGGAGGGUCAGGUGCAUUAAUGUGGUGGCCGCCGUCAAUGAAGGCGCCGCCGAUACCAUGCGGACGGUUGAUCAGGACGCGGUUGUCAACAUCAUUGCCAAAGAAGCUUCGUCCAAGAUCUCCGAAAAGUCUCUGAAGGAUAUUCGCGCUAGCAUCACGGAGAAGACGAUUGAUAUCCUGGCCGGAUACCGAAAGAACUUCUCUGGCUCACACCCGCCUGGGCAGCUCGUGCUUCCAGAGCACCUCAAAGAGCUUGCCAUCUAUAUGCUCGGUUUAAUCAAGACCCGGGCUUUCAAAGGAGGUGUUGAACCUACCGAUCGCAGGGUCUACUCUGCUCGAUUGAUGAGAUCUUCGGGAGUUACAGAGACCGCAUUAUAUCUUUAUCCACGCAUAUACGCUCUCCACAACCUGAGUCCACAAGAUUGUUUCGCCAAUGCCGAGACCAUGCAACUAGUGGUCCCGCCUACUCUCCGGGCGUCAUUCGCCAGGGUCGAGGAAGGCGGAGUGUAUCUGGUAGACGACGGACAGAUUGUGCUGAUCUGGCUCCACGCUCAAGUGUCGCCAAACCUGCUGGAGGAUCUCUUCGGGGAAGGUAAAACUAACCUACAAGAUCUCGAUCCUAUGACGAACGAGUUGCCGGUGUUGGAAACGCAUCUGAAUGCCCAAGUGCGGAACCUCCUGCAAUACAUGUCCACGGUCCGUGGGAGCAAGGCGACAAGCUUCACGCUGGCAAGGCAAGGUUUGGACGGUUCGGAAUUUGAAUAUGCUCGGAUGCUGGUGGAAGAUCGGAACAACGAGGCUCAAAGCUACGUUGACUGGCUUGUACAUGUGCACCGGGCGAUCCAGAUGGAGCUGAGUGGGCAGAGAAAGAAGGAAGACACAGGAGAUCAUGAAGGCAUUUUGAGUAACUUGACGGGACUGAAGGCGCCAUACUGGACAUGA